CUCAUACCAACCACUGAUACUACACUUGAUCCAACCUAACUGAAGAUUUGUUGUGUCCUUACUACUCUCGUUGCCCAGUGCUAUUGCAGUCAACAAGGCUGCCAGUCCAUCCUUCCCCAAGAACUCAUCAACUCGUCACGCUGUCGCCUCAACGAACCACCACCUACUAUUACUAUCCCAAGAGGUCGCAUACGUUGGAUGACUUGACUCCCCAGUACCAAUACAUUACCAUCACCCGUACCCCAACAAGGCCACAGACCCCUCCCCCUUCCACACCAACCUUGAGCUAUUCCAGCACAUCCACCCCCAUAUCCAGGUCACCGUCGACACCAGUGAACGCCAUGGCCAAGGGUGCAACCGCUCAACGCGUGGUCGGCUUCGCCACGGAGGUCAACUCCUCGCGCCCACCACGCGACGAUGAGUAUUUUGUCAUGUACCGCUUUACCAAGCAUGCUUCCAAGUGCAACCUCUGUGCCGACCCAUAUGCCAGCUACCAAAGAGACCUUGAUCUCUGUGACCGAGGCCGGAGCUAUGCCAGAGACGUCGCAAGCUACCUGUACUCCAAGGGAGGCAAACCAUUCUCCAAGAUCGACCGAUCUAACGGCGACACUGUUGAAGUCGAAGUCCCGGCUGAGUGCGCAGUGAUCAAGGAACUUGUCAAGGCUUGGGGCCGUGGCAUGACCUUGACCAAGGCCAAGAAGCCCGUCAUUGUCAACUCUUCCAAGACCACCGAGAAACACGAAAGGGUCGAAAUCCCCAAGGCCGCCCCCAAAGCCAAGGAGCACUUCUACGAAGAGCCCGUCCGGGACCGACGGACACGAGACUAUGACGUGGUCGAGGUCAUCCCCAACUCCAGCCGUCGGGAUCGUCGCGAACGAGUGUACCGUGAUGACCGAGGCGAAGAACGAUAUCACUAUGUCCGCAGAGAGAGACCAGUCAGCUACCACGGAAGUAAGGGUAGCCUGUACGAACGUGACGAAGAAGAGAAGAGACGUCGACGAGGAUACGACGAACAACCCAUCGUCAUCAUCGCCGAGCCUUCGAGACGGUACAAGCGGUGAAAGGAACGGGAGCCGAACGGGGUUUUCCAUCUAUCGGGAUUUUUAAUGGAAAUUACGGAGUAAUGAUCAACAACAUCUUGUAUCAACAAUGACAUCAACAAAGACGUGUACCAGAAAGGAAUUAUGGUCGACAUGUAUCAGCCCAAUUGAGCUCUGAUGAACGACACAUCGUCAUCAUCUGGAUGGUCCAGCAGUGAACUGAAACUACGAAAGGGGAGCUCGACUUGCAACAAUCCAGCCGAGCUUCAGGCUCGCAUGUCCAUGGUACAGACAACACAACUCCAUGCAAGACAAAAAAAAAUAUUGCGAGGUGGCACUCGUGUGGAUUUUGUCUACUUGAUUGAUUGUGGGAAUACGUGUUGGGAUUGUCCAUCGACAUUUGUCAUUGGGUUUUGCCAUGCUCUGCUCUGGUUUUUUGGUUCUCAUCAUCUACCAAAGAAAAAAAAACAAAAUGCUCCAAAACUAGUUUGUCGUGGGUGCCUCAAGGCAGGCGCUUUCUGCAGAUAUGGAGAUUCGAAUGUUUUGAUGACAACGCGACAGUGCAAGCAAUUGAGGCAAAUUUGAGGAGGUUUUUGGAAGGGAAUUAUUCGGUCAGGGCCAGGGUCAGGCUGAGCACUCAGGAGGGUGUGUCAAGGCAGCACACAGCACAGUCAACAGCUCACCUACUCUUUGGUGUAUUUACUGUACUGUUAACCUCGUCUUAUGUCGUUCCUUGGCCCAGGUAUCCAGGAUGGAAUUUUUGGCAGGAAUUGUGGCGCCAGUCCUUGGGAAUUUGGCAGAAUGACGGCCGAACGGGGGGGCCAAAAGCACUUUACUCCUUACAUGGUCAAGUGCAGUUAAAUAGGAACUUUGGUCUUUUCUUCC
This is a messenger RNA of Exophiala oligosperma, 1925 nucleotides long. RefSeq lists its product as uncharacterized. The record is from RefSeq and is a predicted model, not a curated record. The transcript has a single exon. NCBI's taxonomy places the organism in Eukaryota, Fungi, Ascomycota, Eurotiomycetes, Chaetothyriales, Herpotrichiellaceae. The coding region runs from base 342 to 1061 and encodes 239 amino acids.